Molecule: messenger RNA, 795 nt
Organism: Aspergillus sclerotioniger CBS 115572
Lineage: Eukaryota; Fungi; Ascomycota; Eurotiomycetes; Eurotiales; Aspergillaceae
Product: DUF453-domain-containing protein
Exons: 2
Source: RefSeq, a predicted model, not a curated record
AUGCCUAACAUCAACCAAUACGCCGUUCCCACCACCUACUACCGCGGUGGCACCAGUAAAGCCAUCUUUUUUCAUGAACAUGUUCUGCCUCCACCCGGCCCUCAGCGCGAUCGUCUCCUCAAGCGGGCCAUAGGCUCGCCGGACCCCCUUCAGCUUGACGGAAUGGGCGGGUCCAAAGCUGUCACAUCCAAGAUCGCCAUCGUCAAAUCCUCGACCCGUCCCGAUGCCGAUGUCGAUUACACCUUCGCCCAGGUUGGGGUUGCCGAUGACUUUAUCGGCUAUGAUGCCAACUGCGGUAAUAUCUCGGCCGCGGUCGGACCGUUUGCGAUCGACGAGGGGCUGGUCAAGUAUCGACCUGGGCGAAGCAUGGAUCCAAAGGUCAAGACGCAGGAGGUACGCAUUUAUAACACAGGGACGCGAAAGGUGUUGAGUGCGCAUGUUCCCAUCACAGAGAAGGGCUGUUUCGAGUCGGAGGGGACGCAAGCGAUCGCCGGUGUGCCAGGGACUGGGAGUCCAAUCUUGAUGGAUUAUCGAUCUACCAUCGGAGCCUGGCUAUCAAGAGGCCUCCUCCCGACAGGAAAUAUAACCGACACUCUCACGGUCGCUGGAAAUGACAUCCAAGUCACCAUCUGCGACAUGGCCAAUCUAUGUGUCUUCGCCAACGCAAAAGACUUCAACAUCACCGGCCACGAGAGUGCCGCCGAUUUGACCGCCAACUCCGACUGGCAAACUAGGACGCAAGAACUGCUUGGAAAGGCAGCGGUGCUCGUUGGAUUGACAAAAGACUGGCAAGCG